AUGCCCGAACUACAUCGACGCGUUCCUCAACCAAUUGAUGUUGACAUGGACGCUAUCUCCAGCAGCCAGACGCCGCUGCUCAGCUCUACACCAAGCAGUGAUGAGGGCGACCAUGACCCGAGGGACUCAUACGGCUCAACCUCGAGCAAGGACGACGUGUUGAUCAAUAUCGAUCCACAGGGUGAUGGCCUUUCCGGCGCCAUAUCCCAGGGUGGCGUGCAGCAAGCAGAUGCCAUCAAUUUAGUAUGGUCAAGAGCCGCGCUCGUGACGGCCUACUCAUUCAUCUUUUUGUGCUCGUUUGCGAACGCCCUCCAGUGGCAGGUCAUGUCUAACUUGAUGCCCUUUGUCGUUAGCGAGUUCUCGUCGCAUUCGUUGAUACCCACCAUUGGAAUCGUAGCAUCGAUAUUGAGUGGUGUAUUGAAGUUACCGGUAGCCAAGGUCAUCGAUACAUGGGGUCGUCCCCAGGGACUUGCCUCGAUGAUCGCACUGGCCACGUUUGGACUGAUACUGAUGGCCACCUGCCGGAAUGUCGAGACAUACGUAGCAGCUCAGGUCAUAUACCAAGUCGGAAUCAGUGGCUUCUCCUACACCCUCGACAUUAUUGUCGCGGAUACCUCAUCGCUGAAGAACCGGACCCUCGCGUUCGCGUUCGCCGCCUCUCCGAACCUCAUCACUUCGUUCAUCGGCCCCGUAGUCGCUCGAGCAUUUUACGAAAACAGCCGUUGGCGGUUGGCAUUCGGCGCAUCUGCCCUAGUCUUCGUCGUCUCAUCGCUGCCAGUCCUUUCUAUCUUGGCGCUGAAUACGAAGAGAGCGAAAUCUCUGGGCCUCUUACAGAAACCUACCAAGUCCGGCCCUUGGUCUAUGCAUAGACUUCGCCAAUGCCUUGUGGAUUUUGAUGCACUCGGUAUGUUGCUCAUAACAGCAGGCAUGGCUCUAAUCCUCGUGCCAUUUUCACUUGCCAGCUCUUCAGCUACCAGCCAUGGACUCGGCUCACAUACGGCGGGUGUGAUCCUUGGUCUUGUGUUGAUGGUAGCAUUCGCGCUGCAUGAGCGCAGGACAGAUCGACCUUUCUUGAGGUUCUCGCUCCUCUUCUCCCAUAAUGUUGCAGGGGCUUGCUUGCUAUCGGCCACCAUCUUCGUGGCCUACUUCUCGUGGGAUGGUUAUUAUACAUCCUACCUACAGAUCGUCCACGACCUCAGCAUCACAAAGGCCGGUUAUAUUGGACACAUCUACAGCAUCGGAUCUUCCAUUUGGGCAAUCGUGGUUGGAUAUUUGAUCCGCCGUACCGAUCGCUUCAAAUGGCUUGCUGUGGCAGCGUUGCCCGUGCAUAUCUUCGGAGGCGCUUUGAUGAUUCUGUUCCGUCGCCCUGAUACGCAUCUCGCGUGGGUCAUCAUGUGCCAGGUUCUGAUCACUGUCGGUGGCAGUACACUGGUGAUAUGCGAGCAGAUGGCUGUCAUGGCGGUCGCGAACCACGCCGAGCUCGCCUCUGUGCUGGCACUGCUGUCGCUUGCUAGCUACAUUGGAUCAGCGAUAGGGGGCUCACUGAGUGGCGCUAUAUGGAACACCGUCCUCCCAGAAGCCUUGGCCGAGCUGCUGCCGCAGUUGCCUGCUGACGAGUUGGCCCGGAUUGGGUCGGAUUUGAAAAAGCAGCUGAGCUAUCCUAUGGGAGACCCGAUACGGCAAGGCAUUAUCGCGGCCUAUGGUAGAGCCCAAGUGCGCAUGUGCAUUGCUGGCACCCUGGUCUCACUGAUUGAGAUUAUCGCUGUCUUCAUAUGGAGAGACAUCCGAGUCAGCCAAUCUAAGCAAGUCAAAGGGACGGUGUUAUGA
Messenger RNA from Anthostomella pinea, 1827 nucleotides. The record is from the annotation of a GenBank genome assembly. NCBI's taxonomy places the organism in Eukaryota, Fungi, Ascomycota, Sordariomycetes, Xylariales, Xylariaceae.